UGAAGAGGCGGGGUUUGACAUCUCAGCUCUCUGAAAACAUCUCUAAUCCAGUAUUUCAGGUGCCGAAAUCUACCAAGCGACCAAUGCGCACUACCGCCGCGCAGCAGCGAACUGCAGCAGACCCGCACCUCUCUAUAAACCGGAAUAUAUCGCAAGUGGACAGAGGCGGCUGCUGUGUACGAAGUGGAAUUUCUGAGAGAAAAGAAAUCCUACAAAAGCCAGUGAGAGAGAGAGAGAGAGAGAGAGAGCGAGAGCGAGAGAGAGAGAGAGAGAGUGAAGUUUCAGCGGCGUAAAGAAAAUACUUUGUUUUGUGGUUGGUGUUUUAGUUUACAGCGCCUGUCUCUGCCUUGAAGUAGCCUACAUUUUAACCAGCUCCCACGGCUUCUCAGUCCCUCCCCCCGAAACUCAAAGCAAAAUACUUCAACUCUUGUUGUGGAGGAUAUUCUCGCACUUCGUGUUAUUUUUCUCUCUGAGGACUGAGAUGGUGAACUAAAUAUGGAGGCAUGCUGAAGAACCAGUUUUGACAAUAAAUCUUCUGUCACCUCUUUGUUGCAAGUGUGUCGAACAAGAGUACUUGAACUGUGUUUGCUGUCCAGCCUGGAUAAACCUUUACUAUGGAUGGACCUCUGAGAGGGACAAUUGACUGCAGCUGAAAUAAUCCUCAAUGGCAUCAGGACCAUGUGACAAAAUUUGCAUCCACAAUCUUUUCUGAAGCUUUGUGCAGAGCCAUCAAGACUACAGGAUGAUUGAGGCAUGUUGCUCUGUAGUCAAAACACAUCUUAUCAGAAGUAUCAGACCACUGAUCAUCAAAGGCUUCCCAAAACAAAGACUUGGAUUGUAAUUUUUUUGUGUUGACUUUUAAUUAUCUUUUUUUUUUGUGUGUGUGGAAAAACCUUUAAGUAUUGGACAAAGUAAAAGGAUCGUCUACAUGAAGUGCAGAAAUGGACUAGAAGCCCAUGUUUAGCAGGGCAGCUGCUGUAGCUCGUGGAAUAACUUAAGCCCAGACUGUUGGGGAGUCACUUCUUCAGGGGCCGAGGGAUCUGAUCCCAGCACCAACCUGCCCCGUCUGACUUUCCCACAUGUCUAAAGGCAGACCCCACUAUCCAAUGGCAUGGGUCAAGUUCUUCAGGAAGCCAGGGGGCAAUCUGGGGAAAUCGUACCAACCGGGGAGCAUGCUCUCUUUGGCACCCACCAAAGGACUGUUGAACGAGCCGGGCCAGAACAGCUGCUUCCUCAACAGUGCUGUGCAGGUAUUAUGGCAGCUGGACAUCUUCAGACGCAGCUUGAGGCAGCUGCCUGGACACUUCUGUCUAGGAGAAUCAUGCAUCUUUUGUGCAUUAAAGGGCAUUUUCUCCCAGUUCCAGCACAGUCGGGAGCGCGCCCUGCCCUCUGACAAUCUGCGUCACGCCUUGGCAGAGACCUUUAAGGACGAGCAGCGCUUCCAGCUGGGCUUCAUGGAUGAUGCCGCAGAGUGCUUUGAGAACAUCCUGGAGAGGAUCCACCUGCACAUUGUGCCUGAGGAGACAGAUGCCUGCACUUCAAAGUCUUGCAUCACACAUCAGAAGUUUGCUAUGUCACUUUAUGAGCAGUCUGUGUGCCGUAGCUGUGGGGCAUCCUCCGACCCACUGCCGUUUACAGAGCUGGUGCAUUAUGUCUCCACCACUGCACUCUGUCAACAGACGCUCCAGGGCAGAGACGAGUCAUUUGGGGAACUGUUACAAGCAGCAAGUACGAUAGGGGACCUUCGUAACUGUCCAAGCAACUGUGGCCAGAAGAUUAGGAUCAGACGGGUCCUCAUGAACUCUCCAGAGAUAGUUACCAUAGGUUUUGUCUGGGACUCUGACCAGUCAGACCUCACAGAAGAUGUUAUCCGCUCACUGGGGCCUCAUCUCAGUCUUUCUGCGCUCUUCUACAGGGUGACCGAUGAGCAUGCCAAAAAGGGAGAGCUACUGCUUGUGGGGAUGAUCUGCUACUCCAGCCGCCACUACUGUGCCUUCGCCUUCCACACAAAGUCCUCCAAAUGGGUCUUCUUUGAUGAUGCCACUGUGAAAGAGAUCGGCUCUAGGUGGAAAGAUGUGGUCAUCAAAUGUAUCAAAGGUCACUUCCAGCCUCUCCUCCUCUUUUAUGCCAACCCCGACGGGAGUGCUAUCCCCGCAGAUGAUGCCUCAAAAAAACCCAGCAGUCAGUCUCACAACAAGACCCCGGUCAAUGGAGAAGUGCAAGGUUUUGAGUCUACAGUUUUAUCCCCCAAGAAGCUGGACCUCACCAGGGAGAAUCUGAACGCUCUGUUGGGCCAAGACUCUUUCAAAGAGAAGACCCCUUCAACCUUCAGCAGGGGCAGCGCUCAGACCAGUGGAGGAAGGGGACCAGUGAAAAUUGGCACCAGCGAUCUCAAGAGUCGCAUCAGGGAGAUUUCUCGAGAAGUUGCCCAAAGAGCUGGAGAGGUGCGUGGGAUGCAUCCAUCCAGAAGAGAGCCUGAUAGGAGCGGCCAACGGAGGCCAGAGUCACGCUACAGAGAUCCAGGUCAGGACAGGACCUACUCCCGCUCCGUCUCCCCUCCAGAGAAUGGCUUCAAACAACACCUGGAAACUCGUCUGUACAGCAGCCAAGGAAAAGGUCCCACACGGACUGAACGAACACCCUACCUUGGUGGACGGUCCUCACAUGAACCCGCUCGCACUCACUCAAGGGUCCAAGUGUUGCCCAGUGUGCCCAUUAUCAGUAGCGGUCAUUACAGCCGGAAAUUAGACCAAGUCUCCAACGGAUAUGAUACUGACAGCAGCCAAGACUCCAGAGAGCGUCCUGGAAGUCGAGGGAACAGCCGCAGCAGGUCCAGCCGCCCCUGGAAGCCCAUGCGUGAGGCCCUAAAUGUGGACAGUGUUGUGAGUGCCGUUAUUAGUGGUAAUUUGGUAAAUCAAGAGCGAAGGCAGCACAGCCCCCGGAGAAGACCUAGCAGUCAGUCGCCCUCCCGUGACCGAGAGCGAGACAGAGAUUUUACAUGGGGAGGCCGAGAAGAACGCAAACCCAAGAGCCUAAUGACCAUCUAUGAGGAUGAGCAGAGGCAUGAAACAGGUGGCAGCCGAAGCUCGCUGGACUCAGAUGACAAGGACAGGUCAAAGGGCUCAGCAACUCUGAAAGUGCGGAAUGACAACUGGAAGAUCCAGCGAACUGAAUCUGGAUAUGAAAGUAGUGACAGACUAAGCAAUGGCUCAGCAAAUCUUGACUCCCCUGUGGUAGAGAGCCUUUCUUCCAAGGACCUGCGGCCCACACCUGAGCUGCAUCUGACGAGGGAUCACUUCCCUCGGAGAAAAAGUGAUGAUUUAAAGGCUGACAUAUUGCACUCUAUAUUUCCCACUGGUGAACUAGGAAGACAAUCUCUGGAUCUACAAGACGCAGCCAACCUCUCUGGUCAGCCAAUACAAAGAAGAAGAGCCUUCCGAUACACUCCCGGGAUCUUGGAAAAGAACAAUGGUCUGGACAACGAGCAAGAGGAAAAUGUGGAUGGCAGCCCUGUGAGCCCCGUGCCUCUUUACUUGGCAAAGACCAGCAGUUCUGAGUGGAACAGCUCAGAUGACCUCACUGGACCUUUCUCUGAACAAGAAGAGUCUGCCACUCUUGCCCACAUAGACCCUUUCUCGCACAACUAUCCCCCACCUUUACCCCCGAAGACCUUUGGCAACAGUCCCGCUGACCCAUCUGGUGUCCACUCCCAACCGCCGGAGGUGCCAACACGGUCGAGCCCCCGCAAUGAACCCAAAAAUGGCGUGUCCUCACUCUCGCACACCACCCUCCGUCGGUGGAUUGAGACACCUGCCGAGCACAGGCUUUCAUCGGAUGCCAGCUCCAAGUCGGGGUCAUCGGACCAGGACAGGAACGAUCUGUCGGCCAGCGAGAGCGACGAGAGGUUACCCAGUCCAAAGCCUGGACACGAUGACGGUCCAGACUCCCCUUAUCUGACAGAUAUGGUUCUUCCCACCACUUACUUUUCUGUGGAUAGCUGUAUGACUGACACUUACCGGGCCAAAUACCAUAAGAAGCCUGCUUUUUACAUGAAAGCAGAGGACCAUACGUCAUCAGGGGAGAGUGAUGUCGAAGGAAGGCUCCCUUUGCCAGAUGCUCAGCCACCAGAGAUUUCCAAAAGCAGAUCAGAAUCAGUCUUUGGCUUUUGUCUUGCAGGUUAUUCUACUACAAAGACUACUGCAAAGUGGAACCCAGUUACUUCAAAAGGACUUGAUGAGCAUGGUUUCCUAUGAUUUUAGCAAAAGCAUCAAAAAACUUAAACCAGUUACUGGUUGCCAAAAGAAAUUGCUAUGCACUAUGACUGCUACGCAGUUUUACUCCUAACUGGGAUGUGUUUUAGUUCAUAUACUUUUCAUAACAGAAAGUUGGACAUGAAACUGGAUGCCAAAGAGAUUGUAAAAAGAAUGGCAGGUGUCCUUAAAAGCUAUCUUGGUGGUAUGAACUGCUCAAAGCUUUGAAUGAAUAGUGAAUUUGCACAGAGAACCAGAAAGGUACAGUAAGAUGUAAAAAACAUGCCUAAAAUAUUUUGCUGUUGAUCGUGUUUGGACUUUUGGAGCUCAAAAGCAAAGCGUUAGGUCAGUAAAGAAUGUGUCACAAAAAAGCCACUUUACCACUCAAGAGAUAAAAAGAUUUAUUUUACAUGAAGAAGUAACAAAUUUCUUGCAGUUCUACUUUCUCUAACUAUUGAAUGCUUUUGUUUGUUUGAUUACUCCCAUCUCAGUGUUAUGAGGUGUCUGCCCCAAUUCUAUCUCUCUUUGACAUAUUAUACCUUCCUUUUGAAGAACACAAAACAUGUUUUUUUUGUUGUAUAUUUUGAAAAGUAAUUCAACAUCUUGGGCACUCUUUUGACACGACUUAAAAAUGGAUCCCAAGGAUCUGUGUAAAUACGAAGCUGCAGGACACCCACACAGGUUUUUGGCUGAUGAGGCCUUUUCGCAGGACUGUUAGGUGCGAAAACUUACAACCUCUGAUUCUUGUUGGUACAUUAAGUUUAUUGAGCUCUGCAAAUAACAUGCAUAGUUCUUUCUUUUGUCUCUCCUUUCGUCAAACUUCAACCAGAGGAGGUCUAAUAUACCAGAAUAUCUCUGACCAUUAGUAGGUGUCCAGGGGCUAUACUAUUACAGGGAAAUGGGUAAAUAUGUUAAUUUGAUUGCUUAUUGGUAGAAAAGUACGUGGCACAGUAGCUUGAGGCACAUCCCUAUCUCCUCACAUGCACACCUUCACACAUCCUUUACAGUUUUAUUUCUUUGCACUGUAUUUCUGGUCAAUUGUUUUUCUUUUCACACUCCGUACAGUUAUAAGCUUAAUUUUUUUUUGUCUUUAACCGUAUCAAUUAUUCAGUUGUCGAUCAUGUUUCUUUAAAAAAUAGCUCAUAUUAGCAGCAGGUCCGCACUGGUAGGACAUGGACAUGUGAAAUUGUCAUCUAGAGAUAGACAAGGCAUUUGUUUUUUGAGAGGGAUUAUUAAUAACAUGUUGUAAAUCUGAGUAGUGUACUAUUUUUUAUUUUUUUUGGUUUAAAUUGUUUUAUAUAUGCAGCAGACUCUAAUGCACAGUGCCUUUUGUAUUUUUCUAUGUCAUGACCAGAUUAAAUUGGAGCCAUGAUUUGUACAAUUCUUUGAUUUUAAAGAAUUUUUGUAACAUCUAAUUUUAUUUUAAUUGAUUAAUAAUUGUUAAAUAAACAAUUUUAUUCAGGC
Molecule: messenger RNA, 5714 nt
Organism: Sander lucioperca (pikeperch)
Lineage: Eukaryota; Metazoa; Chordata; Actinopteri; Perciformes; Percidae
Product: inactive ubiquitin carboxyl-terminal hydrolase 53-like
Exons: 18
Coding region: 1080-4253 (1057 amino acids)
Biological process (GO): sensory perception of sound; protein deubiquitination; response to auditory stimulus
Cellular component (GO): cell-cell junction
Molecular function (GO): cysteine-type deubiquitinase activity
Source: RefSeq, a predicted model, not a curated record